Amphibalanus amphitrite is the source of this 2728-nucleotide messenger RNA. RefSeq names its product AT-rich interactive domain-containing protein 3C-like. Gene Ontology annotation, biological process: regulation of transcription by RNA polymerase II. The transcript has 11 exons. The record is from RefSeq and is a predicted model, not a curated record. The coding region runs from base 157 to 1881 and encodes 574 amino acids. Gene Ontology annotation, cellular component: nucleus. NCBI's taxonomy places the organism in Eukaryota, Metazoa, Arthropoda, Thecostraca, Balanomorpha, Balanidae. Gene Ontology annotation, molecular function: DNA binding.
GAGCGGCGCGGCGGUGGCGCUCAGUACCGGACCGGCAGCCGCCGAGAGAGGAUCGGGGAGCCACGCCAGCUGAUCGCGCGUGCGCCGCCGUUACACCGUUACCGCCCGCCGCAGAAGGUCGCCAAGAUUCGGACCAAGCGUGAGCCGGCGCAUGUGAUGCUGGGCUGUGCGGUAACCGACAGCCUGAUCGGCAGAAUGGAGACAGCUGAUAUGGACCCGGCAGUGAUUAGCAGUAUCAGUGGACCAGCUUGGGGCGCAGCCGCCCAUUACCGUCAGCUUAUCCAGCAACAGCAACAACAGCAGCAGCAGCAGCAGCAGUCAGCCGAAGAAGAGGGAGCGACCUCCGACGCCGGAUCCGGAGCAUCUCGCGGCCCGUCACCCCGACCUGAGUCCGAGGCUGAUGUCGAGGUGGGCGACAACCGCUCGCCGGCGCCCACGCAGAGCGUCCUGGACAAGCUGAAGCAGCAGGUGGAGGACGUGACGAACGGCCGACAUCGCCAGUCGAGUGGAGAGGAGGCGGCCGACUACCGGCUCCAGGAUGGCAUGAUGUCUCGCGCGUCGGCCGAUCCGUCGUCGCUGCCGCGUCACCGUCUGUCGCCUCAGUCGCUGCUGGCCGCCUCCAUGGCCAGCAACCCGCCGUCGCUGGUGCCGCUGCCCGGCCUCGGCGGUCUGGCUGGCUACGGCGCCGCUGCCGGCCGGGCCAGCAGCGCGUCGCCGCCGGCCCGCGAGGCGGCCAGCCCGCCGACCAGCUCGUCGGGCCACUCGCCUCGCCAGCCGGCCGGAAACCACGCCUCCUGGAACUUCGAGGAGCAAUUCAAGCAGCUUUACGAAAUCGACGAAAAUCCGAAGCGGAAGGAGUUUCUGGACGACUUGUUCCGGUUCAUGCAGGAGAGAGGGACCCCGAUCAACCGCCUACCGAUCAUGGCUAAGCAAGUCCUCGAUAUGUAUGAACUAUACAACCUCGUAGUGGCACAAGGAGGGCUCGUUCAAGUCAUCAACAAGAAACUAUGGCAGGAGAUCAUCAAAGGCCUCAAGCUGCCCUCCUCCAUCACAUCAGCUGCUUUCACUCUCCGCACACAGUACAUGAAGUACCUGUACCCGUAUGAGUGUCACAAGCAGGGCCUGAGCAGCCCCUCGGAGCUUCAGACGGCCAUCGACGGCAACAAACGCGAGGGUCGCCGCAGCACAUACAGCAACAGUCCCUACGCCGAGCUGAUGCAGCGGUCGCCCAUGGUCGGCGGUCCGAUGGCUCCGUCGUUCGGUCUCGGUAACGGGAUGCCGAUGCCGACAUCGCUGCACCAGCAGGGUCUGUCUCCGCUGUCACUGGUCACCAGCCGGCCGGCCGCCCCCGGAUCCAACGGGCCCGCCGGACACCCCAUGCCGCCCAGCUCUCCGUUCCUCCCAGGGAUGGUGCCGCCCGGUCUGCCGACUCCUAACGACACGCUGAUGACUCUGUGGAACCUGUACAACAGCCGACAGGCGGCCGCCGCCGCCUCCCCGCCACCCGCCCGCCGCCACGAGCCGCCGCCGGCCGCCCCCGCCCCCGCCCCCGCCCCGGCCGUCCAGAGCGAGGCGCUCAACCUGGGCGUGCAUAGAGAUCUGACCAGGUCAGAGAAGGAGCGUGACCAGCGCCGAGGUCACGAGAACGGCGGCGGGCGCGAGCGUAAGAGGCCCACUAAGAGGGAGCGACAGGAACUGGCGGCUGCCCAGCGGCUGAAGAAGGCCCGGGAGGAGUCUGAGGACAUCAAGGCCGACUCGCUUCCCCACACUAAAACCACCAUCACACAAAACGGUGACAGCAGCAUGGUUCUGAGCAUGGAGAUGAACGGGGUAGUCUACCAAGGAGUUCUGUUCGCGCAGCCAAAGACGGCUCGGGUCUGAACGGGUGGAUACAGUGCUGCCACCUCGAGCUUGAUGAACCAACUACUAGUUGACUGACCGCGUGUAGCGCUCGCGUCGCAGUGAGGGUUUGGCCGUCGCGACAGGGACGAGACGAUAUAACUCGGAUCUCACCGGACAAUCUAUGGACGGUUUGUUUGUGUGGGUGUGAGGGUGAGUGUUAACCCGAUGUGUUAGCGCGAUGUGUUUGCCGUUGUUAUUAACCAGAGACGGUCGGUGCGUCGGAGCACCCGGCCGACAGUCAGUGGUAUGAUCCGUCUGUUGGGGAGCCGAUUGCGCUCCUGUUCGCUGUUAUUCGGCGUUUGGGCAUCAUUCAGUGUGCAAUGAACGCUCGAGCGUGGGCGCUCGUACGCUGGCCGUGCUGUUGACGGUCUGUUACUUUCCUAACUAUCACAGCUCAGGGAGUGUUACAUUACCAGAUUCGGGAGCGGCACUAAGGUCGACAAGUGAGCCGAAGUCGCCAAAUGUAUGUGGGUGUCUUGUUAGGCGGAAAAAUCGUGGUGUACACCCACGUACCAGAGCAGCGCACUGGAAACUAGACACCUUGGAGUUAGUUUCUUUGCGAGCUUGUACAAAGUUUUACCUCAUGUAGUCCUGAGUCGCUCUCAGUGAGGUUAUAUUAGCGGGUUUAAGCAGCAUUUAAGGCCAAGUUUGAAGUGUGUACCUUCUCUGCUGCUAGGCGUAUCCUCCUUCGUUGCGAUAUAUUUCAUUCUUAGACCGUAUGUGUCAGAAUUUGCGCUAGUUAGAACAGAUGUCGCUUUGAAAAAUUGUCACCCGUGCCCGAAGGAGCGCUAAUUCUGUCUGAAUAAAUGCACGUUGCGACUUUGAA